AUGUCAAAUUGGAGCAGAUCAACAAUGGAGAGUGGGAAUGUUUACAAUUCCAUUAAUCAAGCUGGAAUGCUGAGUUCAAAAAUUAUGUCAUUGGAAAGUCAACUAAACAUGCAAGAAAGGGAAAUAUGUCGAUUAUUGCAGGAAAAUGAAACAUUGAAGAAGAAACGAAAAUUGGAGGUGGUAGGGAUCAGUGUUGCUGUUGCAUCCAAAAAGAAAUACACUGUGCCACAGGUUUCGAAUAACAUUUCAACAUUUAACCUAAUCUUGGAAAAUGAUAUCUCUGAAAAGUAUCUGGAUAUUAUCACUGGCAGUCUUGAAGAAUACAAAGUCGAGUGGGAAUCCCAAAACUAUGUUAUUCUGAACGCAUUCAACAAUCGAGAUGAAAUAUUCAACUAUUAUUGUCCAUUAUUCGAAAGUAAAUAUCCAGAAAAGGUAUACCGACUAGUUUUAGAGAGAGAUGACUAUAAGAAAUUAUUUAAGGAAAAUAAGCAUUUGAGCAAGUUUUUCAAAAUGCAUGCUUGGAGAAUUUCGAUAUUUUCAAUAGAAUUUUUUCAUUUUGUAAGAAAGAGUAAAAAUAUUAAAGAUUAUUGA
Messenger RNA from Naegleria gruberi, 591 nucleotides. RefSeq lists its product as uncharacterized. NCBI's taxonomy places the organism in Eukaryota, Heterolobosea, Eutetramitea, Acrasida, Naegleriidae. The record is from RefSeq and is a predicted model, not a curated record. The transcript has a single exon. The coding region runs from base 1 to 591 and encodes 196 amino acids.